CCUUUUGUUGCCGUGAGUUCUGUGGAAAUCAUGGCACUUUUUGUUGCUGUCUUUACAGCAUUUAGUUUGAGCUUCUUUAACGUGGCAGCUGCUGCUGUUGCAUUUCCAAGAACCCAUAAUAAUAAAGUUCAAAAUAUUUCACCUUACCAGUAUGAUCUUCACGGUUUCCUCCCUGAGCAAAGGGCACCACAAUCUGGAUCUUAUCAGAGAUGCCAAGUAGCAGAAUAUGAUAGAGUUCAGUGUGGUGAACCUGGCAUAACUGGUGACAACUGUGAAACAAUCAAUUGCUGUUUUGAUGGACAGCAGUGCUACUAUGGCUUGGCUGUGACCAUCCAGUGCACCAAGGAUGCACAGUUUGUGUUGGUGGUAGCCAAGGAUUCAACGCUGCCCAGGCUGAGUCUAGACUCCAUCACUUUUAUGGAAGGAAGUGAUGGAGUCUGUGGUGCAGCUGACUCUAAUGCAGCUUUUGCCAUAUUUCAAUUUCCUGUAACUGCUUGUGGGACAAGAAUGAUGGAUGUGGGAGGUCACCUGGUUUAUGAGAACAAAAUGUCCUCCUCCUAUGAAGUUGGUGUUGGACCACGUGGUGCAAUUACAAGAGACUCUCACUAUGAGCUUUCCUUCCAGUGUAGGUAUUCCUUAACAAGUGUUGAGGCACUGCUUGUUGAGGUCAACACCAUUCCCCCUCCAAUCCCUAUUGCUGUUCUUGGUCCCCUGAGAGUAGAGCUUAGACUAGCUAAUGGUCAUUGUGUUACGAAGGGAUGUGUGAAAGAACAGGUAGCCUAUACCUCCUACUACUCUGAGGGAGAGUACCCAGUCACCAAGGUCUUAAGGGAACCUGUCUAUGUGGAAGUGCGACUCUUGGAGCGAUCUGAUCCAAAUGUUGUCCUCACCUUACAACGCUGCUGGGCAACCUCUAUGCCUGACUCAAACAGCCUUCCACAGUGGGACCUUCUAGUGAAUGGGUGUCCAUACCAAGAUGAUCGCUACCUGACCAACCUGAUUCCAGUGAAUGGCUCACCUGAAAUUCCAUAUCCCUCCCACUACAAGCGGUUUGUCUUCAAGAUGUUCACAUUUGUUGAUCCCACUUCUACGGCUCCCCUGGUGGAAAAGGUGUUUAUCCACUGCAGUACAGCUGUGUGCCACCCAAGUAAAACUAACUCCUGUAAACACAAUUGUGGUAAACAAAGAAGAGAUGUUUCAGCAGCAGAACGAUAUGCUCCUAAAGAGCCGGUGGUAUCCAGUAAAGAAGUCCUUUUUAUUAAAGCUUGAAUGUCACUCCUGUGUUGUCUUAUCUGAAAUAAAGGUGCUUGAUUUAAA
Molecule: messenger RNA, 1317 nt
Organism: Astyanax mexicanus (Mexican tetra)
Lineage: Eukaryota; Metazoa; Chordata; Actinopteri; Characiformes; Acestrorhamphidae
Product: zona pellucida sperm-binding protein 4
Exons: 8
Coding region: 31-1269 (412 amino acids)
Biological process (GO): prevention of polyspermy; binding of sperm to zona pellucida
Cellular component (GO): egg coat
Molecular function (GO): structural constituent of egg coat; acrosin binding
Source: RefSeq, a predicted model, not a curated record